AUUCAGUUUAAAUUCUUUCUAUCUUAGAUUCUACAGUAUAUUCGCUUGUAUACAUCAUAUACACAAUAUUGAGAGGAAACUCCACUAAUAUAAAAAGUAUUAAAUAAAAAUAAUGGAAGAAGAUGAAGAAUUUUUAAGUGGUCGUGCAAGACGUUUUGUUUUAGGCUCAACAUUAAUACGUGAUGCAUGUGCAUCAAGAUUAGAAAUUAAAUUUAAACAAGAUUUACUCUCUGUACAAAUGUAUGAACGGUAUUAUAGUAAACCAUAUAUUGCAUUAUACUACUUUUUAACUGUACUCAAUCUACUAACAAUUAUUAUUGAAUAUCCACCAAAUAUAUGGAUAAAUGAUAAACCAAUACCUUAUUAUAUACCAUUAAUAAUUAAUUUAUUCUGUGAAGGUUAUUUCUAUUAUAGAUGGUAUAUAAUAUAUGCUAUAUCAGAAAAGGAUACAUUAAAACGUAAUAUUUCAUCAAUAAUGACAAUUACAAUAUUAAUUACAAUGACAAUUGAUGCUAUUGUUUAUAUAUUAUUGAAUGAAUUAAAUAUUGGUAAACCAGUAAGAUGGUCAAGAGCACUACGACCUGUAUUAUUACUGACUUUUCCAGAGAAUAGAAGAUUACGUGCUGCUUUUUAUAAUUUACGACGUACAUUAAUUGAUGUAUUACCUGUGUUUGGUUUAUUUGGUGCAUGUUUAAUAUUUAUAUCAAUUGUCACCUUAGCUUUAAUUGGUGAUAAAAAUUAA
Trichobilharzia regenti is the source of this 742-nucleotide messenger RNA. The record is from the annotation of a GenBank genome assembly. NCBI's taxonomy places the organism in Eukaryota, Metazoa, Platyhelminthes, Trematoda, Strigeidida, Schistosomatidae.